AACAUGAAGAAGGCCUGGAGGUGUUGAAGCUUUUGGGAGCCUGGAGUCAUCUCAUUGGGGAACAGCACCCAACAAUGGUUCCUCUAUAGGUGGGAUCCCCAAUAUCAUGACCAAGCAUGAGGAUGUGUGACAGAGGUGUCCAGAUGUUAAUCACCACCGUGGGGGCCUUUGCAGCUUUCAGUCUGAUGACCAUAGCUGUGGGCACAGAUUACUGGUUAUACUCCAGAGGUGUCUGUAAGGCCAAAUCCACUAACGACAAUGAAACUAGCAAAAAAAAUGAAGAGGUGAUGACCCACUCGGGACUGUGGAGAACAUGCUGCCUUGAAGGAGCAUUUCGAGGGAUGUGCAAGAAAAUUGAUCACUUCCCGGAGGACGCAGAUUAUGAACAGGACACGGCGGAGUAUUUACUGCGUGCUGUCCGCGCUUCCAGUAUCUUCCCAAUCCUCAGCGUGGGUCUUCUGUUCUUUGGGGGUCUUUGUGUGGCUGCCAGUGAGUUUUACAAAAACAAGCACAAUGUUAUCCUCAGCGCGGGGAUCUUCUUUGUCUCAGCAGGAUUGAGUAACAUCAUUGGGAUUAUUGUCUAUAUUUCGGCUAAUGCUGGCGACCCGGGCCAAAGCGACUCAAAGAAGAGCAACUAUUCCUACGGCUGGUCCUUUUACUUUGGGGCUCUUUCUUUUAUUAUCGCGGAGAUGGUGGGAGUUCUAGCCGUCCAUAUGUUCAUCGAGAAGCAUAGGCAAAUCCGAGCCAAAUCCCACUCUGACCUCUUCAAGAAAUCAGCUUUCUCUCGGAUUCCCAGCUACCGAUACCGCUUCCGAAGACGCUCCAGCUCCCGCUCUACUGAGCCUCGAUCCCGAGACCCAUCGCCCGUCGGCAAAAGUUUCAACCCCAUUCCCACUAGCGACAUCUCCUUGUACACGCUGACCGCCCGUGACCCUACCAAGGUGACCGUGGGCUCCUUGCUAAAUUCUGAAAGAGAACAUAAUUUUCUUCAGGUCCACAAUUCCAUCCCGAAGGACUACAAAGACUCUUUACACAACAACCCUUCCAACAGACGCACCACCCCCGUCUGAUCCUUCCCGUUCGGGGAAAGAAAUUACGAAAAACUAGCCUUGAAGAAAAACCUGUAACGAGGCGAGGAACCCUAAAUUGGUUCCUCUACGUUCUACAAGAACCCAUGGAGACUCAUGAUGCUGCGAUCUUCACCAACGUACCCAUGUAUGACGCGCCACCUUCCGGAAGCUGAGAAUUUUCAGACUCACUUUCACGUCACGUACAUUCACAAGGAAAAAAAAAAUGAAAA
Molecule: messenger RNA, 1300 nt
Organism: Spea bombifrons (plains spadefoot toad)
Lineage: Eukaryota; Metazoa; Chordata; Amphibia; Anura; Pelobatidae
Gene: CACNG3
Product: calcium voltage-gated channel auxiliary subunit gamma 3
Exons: 4
Coding region: 117-1070 (317 amino acids)
Biological process (GO): positive regulation of synaptic transmission, glutamatergic; neurotransmitter receptor internalization; regulation of AMPA receptor activity
Cellular component (GO): postsynaptic density membrane; AMPA glutamate receptor complex
Molecular function (GO): voltage-gated calcium channel activity; channel regulator activity
Source: RefSeq, a predicted model, not a curated record